UCUACUCUUUCAUUUUUUCCCUUUUCAUUUUCAUUUCCUCUGUAUUAUUAUUGAAAAACAGAGGAAAACAAAAGAACAGAGUCAUAAAAUAAUAAUAAUAAUAAUAAUAAUAAUUUAUGUCAAUUCUCGAGGGAAUCUUGAUAAGUUAAAUGUGAUUCAAUCACAAAUCUGUUUUUGCUGCUAUGGCAGUUUCUGAAUUAACCGCCGACGUGUUCCCAUGGCUGAAAUCCAUGCCACUGGCCCCGGAGUACCGACCAACCGCCGCGGAAUUCGAAGAUCCGAUCGGUUACAUUUUCAAGAUCGAGAAAGAAGCUUCUCAGUACGGAAUCUGCAAAAUCGUUCCACCGUUUCCGCCGUCACCCAAGAAAACCGCCAUAGCUAACCUCAACAGGUCACUGGUUAAUUCCACAUUCACCACACGUCAGCAGCAGAUCGGGUUCUGUCCACGGAAGUCCCGACCCGUCAAACGACCCGUCUGGCAGAGUGGGGACCACUACACUUUCGCUGAGUUCGAAGCGAAAGCGAAAUGGUUCGAGAAGAGUUACAUGAAGAAGCAUAACAAGAAGGGUGGUGUUAGUGGUAGUGGCAAUGCUCUUGAAACGGAGACGAUGUUUUGGAAGGCUACUGUUGAUAAACCGUUUUCAGUUGAGUAUGCGAACGACAUGCCUGGCUCUGCGUUUUCGGCGCAAUGUAGGCAUGCUGGUGAGGCUGCUUCGGUGGCUCAUAGUGCUUGGAAUAUGAGAGGGGUUUCGAGGGCGAAAGGGUCUUUGUUGAGGUUUAUGAAGGAGGAGAUUCCCGGGGUUACUUCGCCUAUGGUUUAUCUUGCUAUGCUAUUCAGCUGGUUUGCGUGGCAUGUUGAGGAUCAUGAUCUUCAUAGCUUGAAUUAUCUUCAUAUGGGCGCUUCUAAGACGUGGUAUGGUGUUCCUAGGGAUGCUGCUGUUGCUUUUGAGGAUGUUGUUAGGGUUCAUGGCUAUGGUGGAGAGAUUAACCCUCUUGUUACAUUUUCUAUUCUGGGUGAGAAAACCACAGUGAUGUCACCAGAAGUGCUUGUCAGUGCAGGUGUUCCAUGCUGCAGGUUAGUGCAAAAUGCUGGAGAGUUUGUUGUGACAUUUCCAAGAGCCUAUCACACAGGGUUUAGUCAUGGUUUUAAUUGUGGAGAGGCAGCAAACAUAGCAACACCUGAGUGGUUGAGGGUUGCUAAAGAUGCUGCUAUUCGAAGGGCUUCAAUAAAUUACCCUCCCAUGGUUUCACAUUUCCAGUUACUUUAUGACCUUGCCUUAGCUUUGUGUUCUAGAAUCCCUGGAGGAAUCAGUGCUGAACCACGGAGUUCUCGUCUUAAAGAUAAAAAGAAGGGUGAAGGAGAUUCUGUAGUCAAAGAACUAUUUGUCCAAGACGUGUUACGAAACAAUGAUCUACUUCAUGUACUCGGAAAAGAAUCUUCUGUAGUACUUCUUCCUCGCAGUUCAGUUGACAUUUCUAUUUGCUCAAAAUUACGCGUCGGAUGCCAGCAGCAAAAAGUGAACCCUGAAUUUUCCAUUAAUGUAUGCAAUUCCAAGGGAAUGAAUUCCUCAAAAGGUUUUGUUUCUGAUGAUCUGGUAUUCAACAGAAAUUGUGGAAUCCUGCAAGAAAAAAAAUUCCAUUCUGUGAAAGACAAGUUUACUCUGUUGUGUGAAGGGAAGGGUAUUUCCUCUUUUGAUGCAAACGGUAGCACAUCCCCUUCAAGUUCUAAGCAACUUCAAACAGACAACAACUGUGAAUCGAAUCAAGAAGACGGGUUGUCAGAUCAGAGACUGUUUUCGUGUGUCACAUGUGGACUAUUAAACUUUUCCUGUGUUGCUAUUGUACGUCCUAGCGAACUAGCAGCUAGAUAUCUUAUCUCUGCUGGUUGUAGCUCCUUUAAUGAUUGGGUUGUUGGUUCUGGGGUACCUAACAAUAAAACUACUCUUGCUCACGAAGAUGCAAAUAAUCCGGAGCCAAAUAUGCAUACAGGGUGGACGAAGACUAAUACCCAAGUAGAGGCUGUAAAUACUGAAGGAGGAAAUGACAAUACAGCUCUUGCAUUAUUGGCUUCGGCAUAUGCAAAUUCUUCCGACUCUGAGGAAGAUGCAAUUGACGAUCAUGAAUUGAAUGCGAUAAACUCUACAUCUGAAAGUUUCCCUUCUAAUGUUCAGGCUUCCCAUGCUAAUCCCAUGACUAGACAUGAUAAAGAUGAUAUUCUUUCAGAGAGCACCAGUUACCAAGCACAUAUAUCUGAGGUUAAUUUGAAUCGGCCUCAAGAACAAUCAUUUGCGGAACAGAAUUAUAAAGUUACUUCAGAGGCUGCAUUUGAAAAUACAAGGCCAGUGCCUUAUUCCAUUUCAUAUAGUUCCCAAGAUGCUAAUAAUGCUGAAAAGUCUUUGUCGGCCGAAGCCAUGGUUGCUGUCAAUCAUAAAAAUGCUUUAUUGGUACCACAAUGUGACGAAGACUCAACUAGAAUGCAUGUAUUCUGUCUAGAGCAUGCUGUAGAAGCAGAGCAGCAACUUCGGCCAAUAGGUGGAGCCCAUAUAGUGCUCUUAUGUCAUCCAGAUUAUCCCAAGAUAGAAGCUGAGGCAAAGUUGUGGGCAGAAGAUUUGGGGAUUGAUUAUUCAUGGAAGAAUAUUGCCUACAGGCAUGGCACCAAGGAAGAUGAGGAGAGGAUCCAAGCUGCUGUGGAUAGUGAAGAAGCAAUUCCCGGGAAUGGGGACUGGGCUGUAAAGCUAGGAAUAAAUCUCUUUUAUAGUGCAAAUCUUAGCCGCUCUCCUCUUUAUAGCAAGCAGAUGCCUUACAAUCCUGUUAUAUAUUAUGCAUUUGGUCGUAGCUCUCCAGCAAGCUCGCCCAUAGAACCAAAGGUCUAUCAGAGAAGGACUGACAGGCAGAAAAAGGUAGUUGCUGGCAAAUGGUGUGGUAAAGUUUGGAUGUCUAAUCAGGUCCAUGCCCUUUUAGCAAAAAUGGAUUCUGAAGAUGUUGAGGAUGAGGAAAUUUUACAUAGAUUGAUAUCACCUGACGUGAAAAUUGAAAGAUCGGGAAGUACCCCCAAAACUGAAACUGCUAGUACUAAAUCCGGUAGGAAAAGGAAAAUGUUCUUAAACAAAGGACGGACCAGGAAAGGAAGUUUUGUUGAAAAUGAAAUGGUUUUGGAAAAUUCCACUGAAGAUAAAUCAAAUAAAUCAAAUCCUCAGGAAAGGAGGAUUCUUAGAAGCAAGCAAGCUAAGGGUGUUGAGAAAGAUGGUGCAGCUUUGCACAGGGAUUUUUCUCCAUAUCGUCGUAGAAAACCAAUGAGCAAACAAAAAAAUUGCACUGAAAGUGAUGUAGUUUCUGAUGAUCAAUUUAUUGACAAUGAUGUGGUUUCAGAUGAUGCAGUGGACUAUGAUUCUGAUUGUCAUCAGAUGGGAGAACUUAGAAGCAGUCAAGUUGAAGAUACAGAGAGAGACUCAAUUUCAGAGGAUUCUUUGGAUGUCGGUUCUCUUCAGUUGCAAAUAGAGACUUCUAGAAGCAAGCAUGCCAACGUCAUUAGUGAAGACGAUGCAAUUUCUGAUGACCAAAUGGAGAAUGGUUGUCAGAAGCAACGCAAGAGAAUUCCUAAAAGCAGGAAAGGAAAUUCCCUUGCUGAAAAAGAUUCAGUGACAUCUGAUGACCAACUGGAGCUGAACAUCCAGAAACAGCGCAGGGGUAAUUCUAGAAGUAGGAAACUCAAAUACCUCCAUGAAGAUGAUAUUGUAUCGGAUAACCAAACAAAUAUCUAUUGUCGCAAGUACCAAAGAAGAACAGUUAAAGUCAGGCAAGCCAAAUGUGUAGCAAGGGAAGAUGUAAUGUCUGACGAUCAAUUGGAUGAUCCCUAUCAAAAGCAGAAACCAAGAAUUUCUAGAAGGAAAAACAAAGGCAUUAAUAGAGAAUUUAAAAAUGAAGUGUCCGAUGACCAACAAGAUGGCCACUUUCAGAAGCAGCAGCAAAAAAUUCCGAAGAGCAGGAGGCACACCAUACAGACUGAUGAAGAAGUUAUCGAUGACUCGGCUGAUGACAAUGCCUGUCUGCUGCAUAGAACUUCUAAAAGGAAGAAAGCUAAAUUCAAGGAUGAAGAUGAUAUGAGUUUAGAUAAUGAAAUAGAAGAUGAUUCUCUUCCGCAGCACAAAACUCUUCCAAGUAAACAAUCAAAACCAAAGACACUUAAACAGAUGAAACAAUCCAAAUCUUUCUCGAUGAAAAACCAGACACCUCGGCCAGUGAAACGAGGGGCUCAGAUGCUGAUGAAAUCAAAGGUUGCUCAGCAAGUAAAGCAGCCUUCUCAUUUGCGAAAUAAACAAUCUGGUAACUCCAGAGAGCCUAGUUUAGAUUUGGAAGAGGAGGAUGUAGGUGGACCUAGCACACGCCUUAGAAAGAGACUCCCAAAAGCUCAGGAGUCUGAAGUAAAAUCAAAAGACAAACAAACCAAAAGGAAAAGAACAAAGGAUGCUACAGCAGCUACUCAUGUUUCAGCUCGCAAUGCCAAAACAGAGAACGAGGAAGCAGAAUAUCAGUGUGACAUCGAGGGAUGCACCAUGAGUUUUGAGUCAAAACAGGAGCUGCUGCAGCAUAAGAAAAAUAUCUGUCCAGUAAAAGGUUGCGGGAAAAAGUUCUUUUCACACAAAUAUCUGGUGCAGCACCGGCGAGUUCAUGAAGAUGACCGCCCGCUCAAGUGUCCCUGGAAGGGGUGCAAGAUGUCUUUCAAGUGGGCAUGGGCUCGAACUGAGCAUAUCCGAGUCCACACCGGUGCACGUCCUUAUAUAUGUGCGGAGCCAGGUUGUGCACAAACAUUCAGAUUUGUGUCUGAUUUCAGUCGUCAUAAGCGGAAGACUGGUCAUUUAACAAAGAAGAGUCGUCAAUAAGAAGUUUGAUAGAUGUUGUUACUUAACAUGCUUUUAGAAUUUAUUAUUUCAUUGCUUAAUUGACCAAGCUAGGACUAACAUUUUAGGAUAUCUCUGCAAUUGCCAUUUAUUUGUAAAAACUAUUAAUUAUGUUUGCUUUGGGUCUUCAACCCGUUAUUUCAUUACAAUUAAAGCAAUUGCUUGGUUCUCAACCAGUUCAUUUUCACAUUAUGUAAAUACUGUUGCAACUUUUAUAUUUUUGGGUGGCUCUAUAUAAGUAAGUAAAACU
Molecule: messenger RNA, 5148 nt
Organism: Vicia villosa (hairy vetch)
Lineage: Eukaryota; Viridiplantae; Streptophyta; Magnoliopsida; Fabales; Fabaceae
Product: lysine-specific demethylase REF6-like
Exons: 7
Coding region: 183-4880 (1565 amino acids)
Biological process (GO): chromatin remodeling
Cellular component (GO): nucleus
Molecular function (GO): histone H3K4me/H3K4me2/H3K4me3 demethylase activity
Source: RefSeq, a predicted model, not a curated record